AUGACAAAAUCCCAUUCCACAAGUGAUACAUCCGCUUGUCCUGUCCUUACCGGACCAAACAACUUUCAGAUUUGGAAACUACGUAUCUACACUAAGCUAUGCCGUGAGAAAGUCCUCCGUGUUGCGACUGGUGAAGAGCCGAAACCCUCUCCUGCAUCCGCACUCACUACAUCUGCAUCCGCAGAUGACCCGGUCACUACAUGGGUGCUACGUGACGACAAAGCACUCGGAAUCAUCCAAGGUCACAUAUCCGAUGCACUACUCCUCAAAACCGCAUCCCAAGCGACAUCCAAAGGGCUACUGGACAAACUCAUAGAGAUCCACAACACCUCCAACAUCGCAUCCGCAUUCUACUCCUUUGAGCAACUCUUUGCCCUACGCUGGGAUGGUGCAUCCACUAUCGAAGACCACAUCUCCAUCUUCCAAAACCUGGAGACCCGCCUAACGGGUAUGAAGUUUGGA
This is a messenger RNA of Suillus paluster, 462 nucleotides long. RefSeq lists its product as uncharacterized. The annotation marks the transcript as partial. The record is from RefSeq and is a predicted model, not a curated record. NCBI's taxonomy places the organism in Eukaryota, Fungi, Basidiomycota, Agaricomycetes, Boletales, Suillaceae. The transcript has a single exon.